Molecule: messenger RNA, 1455 nt
Organism: Punica granatum (pomegranate)
Lineage: Eukaryota; Viridiplantae; Streptophyta; Magnoliopsida; Myrtales; Lythraceae
Source: RefSeq, a predicted model, not a curated record
UCCUCCCCCUCAGUUGCAUCACAUUGAUCAAAAGGUUUUCCUGGAGAGAGGAGGAUGAAACCCGAGUUCUCCAUCGGUAACGGCGCUAUUCUCGUAUUGCGAGAUCUCUAUUGAGAAGUUAUCUUAAAAAGGGUGUUUGUAGAGAAAAUUGCACCAUAAACGGAGGAUAAACUACAUAUAGAUAGUCAAGAUGAACGACCUGUUCUCGAGCUCGUUCAAGAAAUACACGGACCUGAAGCAGCAGGCCUACAUGGACGAUAUGGAGUCAGGGAAGGAGACGGUCAACCUCGACAAGUUCUUCGAGGAUGUCGAGAAUGUGAAGGAGGAUAUGAACCUAGUGGAGCGGCUUUACAAGAAGCUUCAGGAGGCUAAUGAGGAGAGCAAGACGGUCCACAAUGCAAAGACGAUGAAGCAGCUCCGGACCCGGAUGGACUCGGACGUGGAGCAAGUCCUGAAGCGGGUCAAGAUCAUCAAGGGCAAGCUCGAGGCCCUAGAACGAUCCAAUGCAGCCCACCGGAGCCUCCCGGGCUGCGGCCCUGGGUCAUCGGCAGACAGGACCCGGACGUCGGUGGUGGGUGGGCUCGGGAAGAAGCUCAAAGACCUCAUGGACGAUUUCCAGAACCUGAGGGCGAGGAUGAACGCUGAGUAUAAGGAGACCGUGGAACGGAGGUAUUUCACGAUCACGGGGCAGAAGCCCGACGAGGACACGAUUGAGAACUUGAUCUCGAGCGGUGAAAGCGAGAGCUUCCUCCAGAAGGCGAUCCAAGAUCAGGGGAGGGGCCAGAUCCUUGACACAAUCUCAGAGAUUCAGGAACGGCACGAUGCGGUGAAGGAGAUAGAGAAGAACCUCAUCGAGCUCCACCAGGUCUUCCUUGACAUGGCCGCCCUCGUUGAGUCCCAGGGCCAGCAGUUGAACGACAUUGAGGCACAUGUUUCACACGCCAACUCGUUCGUGAGGCGUGGGACUGACCAGCUCCAGACGGCGAGGGAGUACCAGAAGAGUUCGAGGAAGUGGACUUGCAUUGCCAUCCUCCUCGGCGCCCUUGUCAUCUUCAUCAUCGUCUUCCCUCUUGUCAGGGCAUUCAUGCCAUUUUAGCCUUAAGGGAGAUCAAGAGAGACCAUUCCGCUAUCAGAAAAAUUUUGGACAGUCCCUUUCAGUUUCGAGCGGAUCAUCCUUUUUAUGUUCCAAACAAACUCGGACUGAGCGAAAGGGAAGCCUGGCAAUCCUGUUAAUUUGUAAGUGCAGCCUCCCGUAGUACACAAAUUUUUUCACUUGACUUCCAACAUCAAUUGGAUUAUAUGAAGAGGGAUGACGGAAAAGAAGCGUAAGCUGUGUACAUGAUGAAAUGAUGUAAUUUCUCCGACUUUUCACCUUUUCUAUCCCCGAUCCUCCCGAAGAUAGAGGCGAGGGGAAGAAGAAGGAAUUAACAGAAGAGAAACUUUUAUUUCGUUCGA